Molecule: messenger RNA, 689 nt
Organism: Trichoplusia ni (cabbage looper)
Lineage: Eukaryota; Metazoa; Arthropoda; Insecta; Lepidoptera; Noctuidae
Product: ATP synthase subunit a-like
Exons: 1
Biological process (GO): proton motive force-driven ATP synthesis
Molecular function (GO): proton transmembrane transporter activity
Source: RefSeq, a predicted model, not a curated record
AUGAUAAGAAAUUUAUUUUCAAUUUUUGAUCCUUCCACUAAUUUAUUUAAUAUUCCUUUUAAUUGAAUUAGAACUAUUUUAGGAAUUAUAUUUAUUCCAUAUUCAUUUUGAUUAAUCCCAAAUCGUCAUUUUAUUAUAUGAAAUCUUAUUCUAUCUAAACUUCAUAAUGAAUUUAAAACAUUACUAAAAAAUAAUUAUUUUCAAGGAUCUACAUUUAUUUUUAUUUCAAUAUUUUCUUUUGUUUUAUUUAAUAAUUUUCUAGGAUUAUUUCCUUAUAUUUUUACUAGAACUAGUCAUUUAACUUUAUCAUUAUCUAUUUCUUUACCUUUAUGAUUAAGAUUUAUAUUAUAUGGAUGAAUUAAUAAUUCUCAACAUAUAUUUAUUCAUAUAAUCCCUCAAGGUACUCCUGGUAUUUUAAUGCCAUUUAUAGUUUUAAUUGAAACUAUUAGAAAUAUUAUUCGGCCAGGAACAUUAGCUGUUCGUCUAACAGCUAAUAUAAUUGCAGGUCAUUUAUUAAUAACUUUAUUAAGAAAUAAUGGCCCAAAUUUACCUACAUAUUUUAUUAUUUUACUUGUUUUAGUUCAAAUUCUUUUAUUAAUUUUAGAGUCAGCAGUUGCGGUUAUUCAAUCAUAUGUUAUUGCAAUUUUAAGAACUUUAUAUUCUAGAGAAGUUAAUUAAUUAUUAAUAAA